Messenger RNA from Nyctereutes procyonoides (raccoon dog), 1812 nucleotides. RefSeq names its product cation channel sperm associated 1 (gene CATSPER1). Gene Ontology annotation, molecular function: calcium-activated cation channel activity; voltage-gated calcium channel activity. Gene Ontology annotation, cellular component: membrane; CatSper complex. The record is from RefSeq and is a predicted model, not a curated record. The transcript is spliced from 13 exons. Gene Ontology annotation, biological process: calcium ion transport; regulation of cilium beat frequency involved in ciliary motility; spermatogenesis. Lineage: Eukaryota; Metazoa; Chordata; Mammalia; Carnivora; Canidae. Bases 1 to 1812 code for a protein of 603 amino acids.
AUGGUAGCAGAGGACAUCAUGAUAGGCCCCACCACCAUGGUGGGCCCCACCACCACAGUGAGCCCUGCCAUGACAGUGGGUCUUACCACCACAGUGAGCCCUACCACCAGAGUGGGUCUUACCAAUAUGAUGAGUCCUAUCACCAUGGUGGACCCCACCACCAUAGGGGAUCCCGCCACCAUGGUGGGCUUUACCACCACGGGAUCCUACCAUGAUCACAUACCUCACUACUAUGAUGAGUACCACCAGAGCCACCGCAGUGAGCACCAUGGCCACCAUGGCAAGCACCACCAUGGCCACCACGGCGAGCACCACCAUGGCCAACACGGCGAGCACCACCAUGGUCACCACGGCGAGUACCACCGUAAUGUGCAUCGUCAGGAUUAUCUCCGUGGUGAUUACCGCUAUGGGGAGUACCCUCAUGGUAGCUCCCAAGGCUUUGGCCCACACAAGUCUCAGACUGUGGCCAGAGCCUCCCUUGGCUCUUCGCUUUCUCAUUCAGUAGCCCUCCAGCCUAGCAAGCUCCAGAUACAGCACUCAGCCUUCAGCCUGACUCGUUCCCUCAGUGCAGUGCACUCACAUGGAUCCCAAGUGUCCAACAAAGCCCACCCUCAGGAUUCCUCCUCUAAAACUUCCUCAGAAAGCUGGACAGAAGAAGAUGAACAAUUUCAGAAGCGCAAAACUGGCAGAGCUCAGCGGUCCCACAAGAAGCUGCACACCGUGGACCUCUUCUACAGGUUGUGGGAAAAAUUAAGCUACCUCAUUCGGGGCCUCCGGAGAAUGCUUAGGAACCUGACUGAGUCCCUAGCCUUUGAAGCCUUCAUCUUCCUCACUGUCUGCCUCAACACUAUUAUGCUUGUGGCCCAGACCUUCGCUGAAGUAGAAGUCCGGGGUGAGUGGUACUUCAUGGCCUUCGACUCUAUUUUCCUCUGCAUCUAUGUGGUAGAAGCUGUACUCAAGAUCAUUGCACUGGGCCUCAAGUACUUUUCUGACUCCUGGAACAAUCUGGACUUCUUCAUCAUGAUCAUGGCUAUGCUGGAUUUCCUGCUCUUACAGUUCAACUCCUUCACUUUCGUCUACCACCAAAGUGUCUUCCGGAUCUUCAAGGUGUUCAAGAGCUUGCGGGCCCUGAGGGCCAUCCGGGUCCUGCGGAGGCUCAGCAUCUUGACCAGCCUCCAGGAAGUGACUGGGACCCUGGCACGGUCCUUGCCGUCCAUCACUGCCAUCCUCAUCCUCAUGUUUACCUGCCUCUUCCUCUUUUCUGUGGUGCUCCGGGCUUUGUUCCGCUUAUCUGACCCGAAGCGCUUCCAGAGCAUCUUCACCACCAUCUUCACCCUUUUCACCUUGCUCACCCUGGAUGACUGGUCCAGCAUCUACCUGGACAGCCGGGCCCAGGGUGCCUGGUACAUCAUCCCCAUUCUCAUGAUUUACAUCAUCAUCCAAUACUUCAUCUUCCUCAACCUGGUGAUUGCUGUCCUGGUGGAUAACUUCCAGAUGGCUCUGCUCAAAGGCCUUGAGAAAGUAAAGCAGGAGAGGGCUGCCCGGAUCCACGAGAAGCUGCUGGAUGACUCACUGACAGAACUCAGCAAAUCAGAACCUGAAGAGGUAGUGAGUGAACACACCAAACAGAAGCAGCUCAUUGAGAAAAAAUUUGGGACCAUGACUGAGAAGCAGCAGGAGCUCCUAUUCCACUUCCUGCAGCUGGUGGCGGGGGUGGAGCAUCAUCAACAGAAAUUCCGCUCCCAGGGAUCUGUUCUUGAUGAGAUUGUGGACACUGCGUUUGAGGCUGGAGAAGAAGACUUCAGGAAGUGA